CUCUUUCUCCAUCUCUAUAUAUACUACCCCAUUCUCUCCUUCAUUCCUCCUCACUUAUAUAACCCUAAAUUCGCCGGAGAGAGUCGAAGUUAGAGAAUUUCAGUUCGCCGCUGCGGAAGCUCCAUAACCAAAAUUCCUUCCGCCGCAGCGUUCUUGUUUAGAAAUUCUUUCGCUCCGACUCCGAUCAAAAGCAAUGGCUCGUUCUUUUUCCAACUCGAAGGUUCUCUCUGCUUUCGUCUCCGAUUCCCUUUCUGCUUUUCUUAGCAGGCGUGGAUAUGCAGCGGUAUCACAAGGUGAGGUCUCCGGUGUAGUGAAAGGAGGAGUGCCAAGGAGCAACGUGAUGAUGAAAAAAAACGGAGAGGAAUCCGUGAAGACUUCAUGGGUGCCAGAUCCAGUUACCGGUUACUACAGGCCGGAAGGACAAGCAAAUGAGAUUGACGCUGCUGAGCUCCGGAAGAUGCUGUUGAAGCACAGAUCUGGAAACAACUGAAAAACCAUCGUUCAAAUACGAAGCUGCCUCUUUGAUCAGAGGUCUUUGAUCAACGAGAAAAGAGUUAAAGAGAAUUUAGGGGAGACUGUUUUAUCAGGAAAAAAUAGUGAAAUCUACUUGCUUUUUAAUUUUAAGCUUAAUAUUGUUAUAUCCUAUUCUGUCCUUUAUUCAUGCAGUGAACAACUUAAUGAAAGGUAUAAUUACAAGUA
Messenger RNA from Solanum dulcamara, 699 nucleotides. Its product is annotated as protein SENESCENCE-ASSOCIATED GENE 21, mitochondrial-like. The transcript has 2 exons. NCBI's taxonomy places the organism in Eukaryota, Viridiplantae, Streptophyta, Magnoliopsida, Solanales, Solanaceae. Gene Ontology annotation, cellular component: mitochondrion. Gene Ontology annotation, biological process: response to stress. The record is from RefSeq and is a predicted model, not a curated record. The coding region runs from base 194 to 490 and encodes 98 amino acids.